Medioppia subpectinata is the source of this 1089-nucleotide messenger RNA. The record is from the annotation of a GenBank genome assembly. Lineage: Eukaryota; Metazoa; Arthropoda; Arachnida; Sarcoptiformes; Oppiidae.
AUGGCUCAAACCAAAGCUGAUCCCCAGUCGGCCAACAAUGUUGUGGUCGUACAGAAUAUGCAGACGAGUCCGUAUCCCAUGAGUAUGAAGUGUACAAACUGUGGACAACAAGUGGUCACUCAAACGGUGCCAAUAGCCGAAUAUGCAGACGAGUCCGUAUCCCAUGAGUAUGAAGUGUACAAACUGUGGACAACAAGUGGUCACUCAUACGGUGCCAAUAGCCGGUGCCCUCACUUGGAACAAGUGUCAGGACGUGGAGCACCGGUGCCCUCAAUGUCGCGCAUACAUUGGUACUCAUCGCCGAUGUUGUUAGUAAACUGUUUGAUCGGUUGUUUCUGUGGCUGUUGUCUCAUCCCCUUCUGUGUGGACAAGUGUCAGGACGUGGAGCACCGGUGCCCUCAAUGUCGCGCAUACAUUGGAAUUCCAACCAUUACUAUAAAAAAAAUAUGCAAACAUAUAGUGUUUGGAUUUCUUCGUUGUGCGCUAUUCUUCAGUGGUUUUUAUUGGAUUAAAGUCGUCGAAAAGAAGACCAAAAUUGGAAUCAAACCGACAAUUAUCCCAAUCGCUCCGCACUCGACCUUUUGGGAUAUGAUAGCGAUUUUGAAACUCGGAGUGCCGUCCGUUGUCUCUCGUAUUGAGAACUCAAGGAUGCCUUUCAUUGGGAGUAUUAUAAACCUUUGCGAUCCCGUGUAUGUGAACCGAGACGACAAGGAUUCGCGUCUGAAGGCGACGAAUGACAUCAAAUCGCGGGCGACUGUCGGCGACAUAAUGCUGUUCCCGGAGGGCACCUGUAUUAACAGGAAAUCCCUCAUUCAAUUCAAAAUGGGAGCCUUUCUUCCAGCACUCGCUGUCCAACCGGUUGUCAUCAAAUGGGAUGUCGGAAAACACGAUUUGAAGUCGUGGGUAGAGGAAGGACCCGGACUUUUAAAAAUCUUGUUUUAUUCAUUGAGUGAAUUGUGGACGAGUUGUGAAAUCAUUAAAUUGGAGCCCUAUUUCCCUAAUGAUGAAGAGAAGGCCAACUCUAGACUCUUCGCAGACAAUGUCCAGAGAGUAAUGUGCGAUGAAUUAGGAGUUCUUCAGUCCUUCUAC